UAAGGUUUUUAGAGUUUAAAAUAUUUUUAAAUUUAUUCGAUUUAUCUGUUUUAAUUAUUAUUUGGUUAGUUUAUUUGCCAAUUAAAUUGUCUAUUAUAAACUAAUUAUUCACUGAGUUCAAUUUGAUUUUCCGGAAGUUCUAAAAUCCAUGAAAAUAAUGUUGUAAACACUUUCAUUUAGCAGAUUUUGAAGAAAACUUCAAACCAAACCGUCAAGUAUGUCUCAAUCGAGAAUUCGUCAGAACUUCGCAGCGGAAUGUGAGGCCAUGCUGAACAAGCAGGUCAACAUGGAACUCCAUGCCAGCUAUGUCUAUCAGUCCAUGGCCACCUGGUUCCACAGAGAUGAUGUCGCCCUGAAGAACUUCCACGAGUACUUCAAGAAGAUGUCCAGUGAGGAGAAGGAGCACGCAGAAAAAAUUAUGAAGUACAUCAACAAGAGGGGAGGAAAUGUCGUUUUGCAGAAUGUUGAGAAACCACCGCAGGAGAACUGGGGAACGGGUCUGCAAGCGUUCGAGGCAGCGCUUCAACUCGAGAAGUCGGUGAACCAGAGUUUGUUGGACAUCCACAAGGUGGCCUCCAACUUCACCGAUCCACACCUGACCAACUGGUUGGAAGAUGACCUGCUGAAGGAACAAGUGGAAUCCAUCUACGAGAUGAGUUGCCACAUCACCAACCUGAAGAGAGUUGGGCCUGGUCUCGGAGAAUACAUGUUCGAUAAGAAAUCACUGGAUUGAUCAUUCGUACUGUGAACUAUGCACUCUUUACUGUGCACACGCAUAACCGUAUAUUAUGAAAUUUAACUAUAACAUUUUUUUUCAAUAUUAACCUCCAAACUUUCACUACUGUAUAAUAUGACUGUCUUUUGUAGAGAGAUUUUUGUAAAUGUUUCAUUUUUCUUUUCAUUUAAAUUUUUUACGGUUUUUACUGAUUUUGAUUCAUUCGUAAUACAGAGUUUUGAAAAAAUACAA
Molecule: messenger RNA, 967 nt
Organism: Helobdella robusta
Lineage: Eukaryota; Metazoa; Annelida; Clitellata; Rhynchobdellida; Glossiphoniidae
Exons: 4
Coding region: 218-733 (171 amino acids)
Biological process (GO): iron ion transport; intracellular iron ion homeostasis
Cellular component (GO): cytoplasm
Molecular function (GO): ferrous iron binding; ferric iron binding
Source: RefSeq, a predicted model, not a curated record